Gambusia affinis (western mosquitofish) is the source of this 3990-nucleotide messenger RNA. It is a transcript of the gene stim2a, whose product is annotated as tromal interaction molecule 2a. Gene Ontology annotation, molecular function: calcium channel regulator activity; calcium ion binding; protein binding. The record is from RefSeq and is a predicted model, not a curated record. Gene Ontology annotation, biological process: store-operated calcium entry; activation of store-operated calcium channel activity; intracellular calcium ion homeostasis. Bases 553 to 3717 code for a protein of 1054 amino acids. The transcript is spliced from 12 exons. NCBI's taxonomy places the organism in Eukaryota, Metazoa, Chordata, Actinopteri, Cyprinodontiformes, Poeciliidae. Gene Ontology annotation, cellular component: plasma membrane; endoplasmic reticulum.
ACUGUUCAAUUGGACCCCAUGAGUUAUAAAACACUGAAACCCAACACAGGAAUCCAAGAGAAGAUCUUUGCACUUAUAGUUACAACACUGAAUUCCAAUUUAGAUUUUUAUUGUAAAUGAUGACCUUCACUUAAUCCUGGAUUUUAUAGAUUUAUGGAUUUAAUGGAUCAUUUUUGGAAACACAUUUUCUGAUUUGUGUUGCACAGGAUUUGGAUUACCACAACAGAAAUCCAACAGAAUAUUUUUAGAAUCGGCAGAGAUUUAUUGCGCACAGCCUUUUUUUAAAAUAUAUAUAUAUAUUUUCAUUCUUACUUCUUAAAUUAUUGUUGUACAAAGUACGCUUUCGUCUGUUUUGGAUAAGUAUUAUCUAGCUUGGAUGAUUUCUCAAGUGAGCAUAAGUAUCACAUCUCUGUUCUGGCUCUGCACCCGUAAUAGAAACUCGGAUCGCUUUCGCAGACUGACACUGCUGCCUGCGGGACGCUCGUCGCUAGUGUGUUAUUUCCCCAUCUUUUUUCAGAAGUUUCUAAGCUUUCGAAGAUAGAAGCGUCUGAAAUGCUCGCCAUCUCCAUUGUAUUCCUCAUUUUCCCCGCUGCGCUCUUUGUUGCCGCGCAAAGCGUUGGAGAUCUCCAGGGCCUCACCUCUCCCGGAGGCAGCGCCGGCUUUGAGCCGCCAGACCCAUGUAUGACUAUAUAUCCACCAUGUCUGAGCGAAUCUGAUCGCUACAGCCUGGAGGCCCUGCGGAGCAUCCACCAGAUGAUGGAUGAUGACCAAGAUGGUGGGAUUGAGGUGGAGGAGAGUAUGGAGUUCAUUAUUGAAGACAUGAAGCAGCAGCAGACUCACAAACACAGCAAGUUGCACAGAGAAGACCAGCACAUCACAGUGGAGGAGCUGUGGAGGGGAUGGAAGUCAUCUGAAGUGCACAACUGGACACUAGAUGAUGUUCUACGCUGGCUGAAAGACUUUGUCGAGCUGCCACAGUACGAGAGGAAUUUUAAGGACUUCAGGGUCAAUGGAAACACCCUACCCAGGAUUGCAGCAAAUGAGCCAUCCUUCCUGAGUUCCCAGUUGAAAGUGCUGGACCAGAGAGACAAACAGAAGCUCAACAUCAAAGCUCUGGAUGUGGUGUUGUUUGGACCACCUACACGCCCCCCUCAUAACUACAUGAAGGACCUGCUGCUCAUUGUGUCUGUGGUGAUGGGAGUUGGAGGCUGCUGGUUUGCCCAGGCCCAAAACAAAGCCAGCAAGGUUCAUGUUGCCAAAAUGAUGAAAGACUUAGAAAGUCUGCAGAGGGCAGAACAGAGCCUCAUGGACCUACAGGAACAGCUGGAGCAGGCUCAGGAAGAAAAACGAAAUGUGGCAGUGGAAAAACAAUACCUGGAGGAAAAGAUGAGAGAUGAGAUUAUUGGAGCUCAGGAGGAAGCUCAUCGUCUGCACGAGCUGAGACGGGGAGCCGUCAGCGAGCUCAGCCGCCUGCGGUACGCAGAGGAAGAACUGGAACAGGUCCGUGGAGCGCUGAAGCAGGCAGAGAGGGAGAUGAUAGCCAGCUGGACAGUCUCGGGCGCCCUUCAGCAGUGGCUCCAGGUUACACAUGAGGUGGAGGUUCAGCACUACAAUGUCAAAAAGCACAGCGCAGAACUGCAACUUGCCGCUGCCAAGGAAGAGGCAGAGAGGAUCAAGAAGAAGAGAAGUUCUGUUUUGGGAACGCUUCAAAUGGCCCACAGCUCCUCCCUAGACCAAGUUGAUCGUAAGAUCAUGGAAGCAAAGCAUGCGUUGUCCGAAGUAACAGCUUGUCUGCGAGAACGUCUUCACCGCUGGCAGCAGAUUGAAUUCCUCUGUGGUUUUCCCAUUAUGAGGAAUCCUGGACUAGCUAACCUCUCCGCUCAACUCUACUCAGACACAACCGCCUUGGGUUUCCCCCGAGUAGCCCAGUCUUCCUGUUCAUAUCACAGCUCUGUACACGGCUCAGUAGAAGAUCUUUUAGAUGAACAACCUGCACCUAUAAUACCACAGAUGCCUGUUCCCAUUCCACCUCUUAAGCGCUCUCCUCGUCUCCGGGGAUCCACCAUCUCAAGGGCACGUCGUCCUGGAGUCCUCCCUCAGUCACAACCUGCUACCAUCUCUCAAGACCCCGACCUUCUGAUCCCCAUUAGAGCUCCUUACUCUUGCUAUGACGAAGGAGAAGAACUCCUCCGAAAAUCUCUUAAAAAACAAGAUUCCCAAGAGAAAUUCUUGGACUCUGAGUUUAUAAUGUCACCUACCCUCAGCAAAAUGUUUCCCAGUCCUAUCCUGGACACUUCAUCUAGAAGGUUGUAUCACGAUGAAGCUGUGCUCCUGGCAGACAGUUCAAUUGCAAAGCCUUUGAGUGGACAAGUAGAAUUUCCUGCUGAUCCUCCAGUUCACAACGUGUCUGAGGAAGAUCAUGAAAUUCCUGUAGAUUUAGGUGUUUCUUGCAAGAAAAUGGUAAAAGAAAAAAUUUUGGAUCCUUCUUUGGAAACCAUUUCUUUUAAGAUUUCAAAUGAAGAAUCUUGUGGAAAUGCUGCACCAAAGAAGAUAUUUAGACGUAGAAGUGAAGUUUCUAUGGAUGAUGCAUUAAGAAAGGGAGUUUCUCAUAAUUUAGAUAUGGAGGUCUCACCCAUAAAAACAGAGAAACAGACCACUGAGGAUUUAAUGGAAGUUUCCUCAAGGAAUCUUUACAUAGACAGAUACGACAUAGACCCUUUGGAGAUGAAAAAGAUUUUUCGACCGGAAAUGGAAUCAUUAGCAGAAACACAGAGGAUAACAUCAAGGGAUAUUACGGAGACUUCAAUAAAUGUGGCCUCAAGAAAGAAAGGGAGAGAUGAUGCUGAACAUUUGAAUGAAUCGAGAAGAGUUACAAGGAAUUCAAUGGGAAUGUCCCAAGACACAGUUUCUAAGAAGCUUCCCCUGAAUAUGGGAGACUUUCAGCUUGAAUCCUCUCUGAUGGCUGUACCAAAGGAUAAAAUAGAUGAGACUGCUGUAAUACCACAAAGAAAGAUAUCUAGAGAAGAGCUGGCAUAUUGUUCAGAUCCUGCCUCUGUCAGAGAACCAAUGGAUGCUUUUAGGGAUGCUCCAAUCUUUAAAGAUACAUCAGAGUUUGGUCUGGAGUCAGCACAAAGCAGACGGAUAUUGAGAAAUGAAGUUGAGAUGUCUGCUGGUUCCCUUAGAAGGAGAAUACCUGGACUUUCAAGAAGCAACACCAGUUCAACAGAUAGUUUCUCUGAGAAUAUCUCGAGGGAUAAAGUGAAUGCUUCAGUUAGCAUGUCUAAGCAUCUAACACAGAGAGACGACUUUGGAGGAUUUGAAUCAAGUUCUUUGCCAUGUCGUAUUGGACAGCCAGAUCUUAUGCUAACAUCCCAAGUGCCAUGGCAGUCGUCCUUAGACCUCUGUACUGCUGGGCCUCUGAGCCAACUUGUGUAUGAUGGAAUCCUUGAAAAAUCAUGCAGCUCUACGUCCUCAGUGCAUAUGCCUCUAUCAGCUUCUACACCAAUCCUUCCUCAGAACAGACUGCUGGCAGAGCUGGAGUCACCACUGCCACCUCCACAGGCUCUUUGCCCAACAAUUGCAUCAUCCUCUGAGAGUCGAGAUGAGAAGAACAAAGAGAAGGGUAAAAGUAAGAAAACUUUAAAGCUCAAAAACCUUUUUAAAAAGAAAAAUGAGUCUACCCCAGAAAAGUCUCACAGCGGUCUUCAGAAGCUCUGACAGCUCGCAAGUGUAUCCCGUCUUCUGAGUUGCAUUGAUUCAGAAAUUCUAGCUUCAGGACAUGUUUGAGUUGGCUAACUGGCCAAGUGAGGUUACAUAAUCCUGGAAAAAAGGAUUUAGCUUCUGCUGGUGCUUAGUGGCAUUGGAUGAAUAGUGAUUGGCUCAGCUCAUGGACUACAUAAUGAGCUGCCGAGGAGCAAACCAAUUAAUUUUAUGUAAAACAUCAGUACUGACCUCAAAUCCAACAAAGUGUUUAAAGCACAACCUAUGAUG